Amoebophrya sp. A120 is the source of this 12725-nucleotide messenger RNA. Lineage: Eukaryota; Dinophyceae; Syndiniales; Amoebophryaceae. The record is from the annotation of a GenBank genome assembly.
UGCGCUGGUGCGAUCCUUCCCUGGACAAGAGCCGACUUUAGAGCAUAUCAAAUGUAAAAAUGUCUGGGUCUGGAAGAUCGUGACACUUGUCAUGCACGUUUUGCGUGAGCCCUGAUGUCUGUGAUGCAUGCCCUAGCAUCACAGAUUUUUCGAGAGCUUCUUGAUGCCUAUUCCGCAUGACAGAUGCCGUCUCCGCGUAGCAAAAAUUACAUUCCUUUUGGUACUCAUGCAAUACAGAUUUUUCUGGAAUCCAAAUGCAGCAUCACAAGUUGCAUUCUUUCAGACCCAGACAUUUUUUCAUUUGAUAGAGCAGCUGUGGAAGCAACCGCGUCUGUUUCGACAAAGCAGCGGCGACAGCACUUCCUAUCGCAAGAAAAAACUGCUUCACUGCGAACUUGUGAUGCAGAAAAUGGAGCACAGAACUAUUUGUCUUGCUACACCUGCAAGACAUUGGAUUUGCAAGCGUGGUUUUCCUUGGGGAACGCGCAUGGCAAAUUUUCUGUGUCAUGUGUAGCAAACUUGUGAUGCGGUUCGUGCAAGAUCAUCACAGUGAAACAGUUUCUUCGUGGGAUACUUCCUCGGGAUCAUCUAGUCGCUCCAGCUCCUCGCAGCCCGCGGUCGGUAUUCACAAUCCCUCGAACCUGUGCUGGAUGAUCAGUCUGUCGCAGAGUUUGCUCUACAUUCCCUCUGUGUACGAGAUGGCCGAGGCGGAGUGCGCGCAGCGAGAGCAGGAGCUGCGAGGACUGAGCGCGAGUUCCGGUAGUAAUUUUCAGCAACGUACCCCGGAAGAUAACGAGAAACUCAGACAAUGGUGCCCCUUUUUCCGUGCCGUCGCUGGGUCGGGCGGUCGAGGACAGAGCAACAACAAUUUGUCAAUUUACAACCGACAGCAAGGAGUAGAAGCGCUUCUAUAUUAUGUCAUGCGGAAGGCGAAUUGGCACGAACUUAGGGGCAGGCAUGAUUGGAACCAACAGGACCCGACGGAGGGGAUGAACAAACUGGUCGAUUAUGUGCUACCUGAGCAUUUCCAAAACCUCUUCAAAGUCGAAAUCAAGGAGGAAUUCUUCGCGAUUGACCAGCAAGAGAACCCGAUUCCGGGCCAGAGCAAGGAAAAGAAAGACGACGCCGGCAAUGCGUGGUGGCCUCACUCCCAAUUGAUGUUUGAGUACAACGAGCAAAAACACACUGACAUUCUCGGAGCUCUGCGAAACGCCCACUUCGACCCUGAUAAGGGAGAUAGCAGCAUAUACUCCCACGACUAUCAAAUUGAAGCAAACAUUGGAAUCAAGCAGGCGACAAAGUUUGCAUACAGAGCUCAGACAUACGUCGUAAAUGUGCUCUCAACUGCUCUUCCAGCGGGGGCUCCCGCUCCUGCCCCCGACUGCAUGGCCAUUGACUGCGCAAGAACAAGUCGUGUUGACCCAAUCAAUAUAGUUGCUGCUUGAUUCUCAAUUUUGCCCCGAUAGUGCAAUGGAACCCCACGACCCUCGGCCGGCCUGGUUGGAGGGUAUGGAAAUGCGGACGAAGCAGGUACCGGCGGAAGUUCGGACAAUCACAGAUAGCCACGGACGAACGCGAACGAUUCGGAAGAUCAUGUAUGGCCUCCAUCGCAAAGCCCACCUCCGGAGACUGCCGGAAAUUUUGCGGCUCGAAGUGAAACGCUUUGCAUACGAGAUGGACGGAAGCAUCAGGAAAAAGAAGCAUUAUCUAGAUGUUCCUAGGCUUUUCUACAUCGACGGGGAAGCGAGACGGAAUGGUCCAAGUGGCGUCCACACGGAGUUUGAACGUGCGCGCUUGCGCAAUCCGGAAAGCCAAGAGGACACACACAAAUACACUGAGUGGGCAAGGCAAACUCAGGGACGGGGCAUGGACCCUGUGUCGCAGGCGUACGAACUCCAUGCGGUGAUUUUGCACCACGGCCACACCGCGAAUUCCGGCCAUUACACAGCCGUGGUGAACGUCGGCACUCAGAGAGAUCCGCAGUGGCGACACUUCGACGACGACAAGAGCGUGAGGGCCGUCCCCAACAUAUCACGAGAAAAAAGUGUUACAGUUACACACUUGCUGGAGUUUCUGCGUCACAAAUUUUCUCUGUGUGGCAGAGAAGACUUGUAAUACGAAGAUCAUAAGGAAAAACAGGAAGGAAACGAGGCUCCGAAGCAUUUCCUGCAUGGGAAAGGUUGUCUCUUUUGCCAGUCUUGCGUGACAAUGUGUAACUGUAACACUUUUUUCUUGCGAUACAACAGCGGUUUUGACCAGUAUUUGAAAGACCAAAGCACGCAGAGGGACAGCACCGUCUACAUGCUCCUCUACAAGAAGCCCAACGCGCAGAAUGAGCAGAAAACUCGGGAAGGCAGAGCUGCGGAGCUGAAAAGUGUGCUGGAGCAGAAGGUCAAUUCGAGGAAGACGGAGUUCGGGACUAUUGCAAGCAAGGUCCUGGCAUACAAAACUUUUCUCGACGGGGUCGUGACGCCGCAACUGAGUGCCGAGGCCCUCGCAAAAGAGGAAGAUCAAGUGAAAAGGAUGGAAAAGCUCACGAAGGUACUGCCAGGAUUGCUAAAAUUGGAAAGUGCUGCGGAAGUCAUCGCAAAUUAUUUGACCGAAGACAUUCGCGGAGCCCAAACCGGUUUCACCACACAAGAGGUGCAGGCUGCUUUGCAGGACUACAACCUGAUCGAUGCAGCAUACGAAAAUGGCCGGCAGGUCGCGCGGGAGAGACUGGACAGUCUUCGGCAACUUAUUGCGCAGCUGAUCCCGCAAGUCCGGGAGAAGAUAGAUAGGGAAAAGAGCGGCUUUGAUGAGCAGAAAAACACGGUCGAAGAGGAGGUCCGCGACUUCAAAAACCGGAAAUGGCAGAUUGCCACUUUGAUAGAAACUGUGGAAGCCCGCAUGUCGGAGGUCAAGCGGCAAGGGAAUCGGCGGGCGACAACAGCGAGAAGAGCCAGCAGUACCGCAAUGGACGUCGACGAGGAAGGUGCCGCAAUGGACGUCGACGGCGGACGUCCCCAGAUCUCCGGCCAGUUCGCCAACCACGCAGAAAUCGGGCCGAAAACGAUUGAACUGGGCGAAAAGAGGAACGAGUUGCGCCAGGUGGUGGCGAAACAGCAAAUUUUGGGCCAGCAGAGAACCGCCGCGAACUUGCUGACCGAGACCUGUUCCAAUCUGUCAAAGGCACUCGCGGAGCGCAAGGCGGAGAACGAACGGCGGCAGCGCGAGGACUUGGACGGAAACGGCGCCGGGGGUUCGUCCGGUAUGGAUUGCAAAAAUGUCUGGAUCUGGAUUGUAGUGCUAUCUUUGGAUUCCAAAAAAAUCUGUAUUGAAUGACCAGCAACAGGACUCUAUUUUGUGUUACGCGGAGAGGGCAUUUCUCAUGCGGAAUAAGCAUUAGGAAGCCCGCUAAAAAUCUGCGUUGCUAGAUCAUGCAUUAGAGGCAUCAAUCAUCAUACAAAAUAUGCAUGACAAGUCUGCAUUCUUCCAGACCCAGACAUUUUUGCAUUUGAUAUCCGGCGCCGAGCAACAACAGUCCGCAUCGCUCUCUCACUUUGCCGCCGCGCUGUCGGAGCGCAUUUUGAGGAUGUUCGCCAACGUGACCAAAUCCUUCUUGAUUGAGCACCGGGGCCACGCGGGGACGCGGGAGGGUUUUCAGAAAAAACUCCAGAACCGGCUUACAAGGUCGGAAUCCUACCGAACUGGUGCGAACGUGGACCAGAAACUGCCCAGCGACAUCGUCAUUCCGAACCACGAGCAACGGCUGAUGAUGAAGUUGCUUACCCACAACGCAGGUCAGAACCGCAACGAGGACGUGACGAUAGGUGUGAACAAAGAGCAGCUGCACAGUCUGUUCACCGUGGGGCAGUGGGAGAAGAUCGUUCGCCGGGUGUUCGCGUAUCUAGAGCAGAAGAAAGAAGUCAUGGUCGACCUGCAGGACAUCCAGAAGCUGAACCGCAGACUGGGACAGUACCUAGUGCGGGAGAUCAAGUGGCAGAAGGGCAGCGAGUAUCAAAUUGCAAAUAUUUUUGAUCUGGGUCUGGAAACUUGUGACUCAUCCGGAGGGAUAAUCACGUCGACGCCAUAUUAUUUGCCGGCUAAGCAUGACAAGAAGUUUUUGAGUUGCUAGAUGUUCUUGCCAAUUCACCACUGCGAACCGCAUUUCUACUCCGGCACAAAGAUGGGGCUUUAUCUGGGUGAUUUGUUUGAAAUACUUCUUAGGAGUCAUGCCAGACAAAGGUGACAAAUCUUGCAUUUGCCAGACCACCCAGGCUAAUUUGCAAUGCAUAGCGAGUACGGACUGGAGGAAUGCUUCCUCGAUAUUUGUUUCGCCGCAAACCCGUUUCGCUUGUCCAAAGCGACGGAAAUGAGUGCGGUGGCGGUCUUUAGCAAGGAAGUCUGCAAGGGUGCGGGCGGAGAAAACGAAAAGUACUUACAUUCAUCUUUUUCUUUUCUUUCACUUUGCAUGAGAAAGUGUGUGUUUAUGCCCGCAGGAGCGACAUCAAAACCAAAGAUUUUUGAGAUGAAACGUUUGCGAAAUAAGAGCUGCAUAUCGAUAUCAUAUUAUCCGGCAAACACGACAUAAUUCACAGCAAACUAAUCACCACCUCGCUGGAGAUCGACGCGGAUGCCAAUCUCCAAAACGAGGCAAACAAGGACAACACCGCUGGUCAGUUCGGCCUGACGCCAACCGAGCUGGCGGCGAAGAAGGAAGAGCAAAAAACUUCGAAAUCCAACAGCGACCGCAAUUCUGUUCCCCCGCCCACCAACGCAGAUGCCAACUCGCUGACUGCCCGCAGCCGGCUGCAGUGGGUGAAGACGCAGAAUCGCAUCCAGUUCCCCUUCGACAGGCUUAUUUCGAAGUUUGGAGAGCUUGCCAAUUUUCUCACCAAGGACUGCAACCAAGAUGUUCCAGCAGGUACCUGGAAGAAGCUCUUCGGUUCGCCCGCAGAUGCGCGUGAUAGCAUUAAGCUCGGACUCAAGCACCAAAGCGCGAAUUGGAAUGGUGGGGAGCACACCCCAGAAACAUUCGAAACCCGACUACUGAUCCUGCGGGAGCUGCGCGCCACGUUCACGGAGCGGGUGGCCAUGACGGUGCACGACAUUGACAAGCUGCGCACCUCGGACAUUCGUUCGCGCGUGAGCCAGCAACUAGAACGGUUCGCCGCACGCCUGGAAAACAGCUGCAGCUGCAACAAGAACAAACUGCAGGACCGGGCGCAUUUGGAAGAGAUGGCGCGGAACACGCCCGGGGUGCAGGACGCGCUGAAGCAAUUCGGCCAAGACUCCGCUGCGAACAGCGUUCUGAAAGCCGAAGCGCAAACCGCUUUUUUCGUGGAGCAGAAGGUUUCUGCGAAGGGCGUUUUCGGCUCCAACGCUCUAGCGAACGUGAGUGGAGGAGCGGCUGGUGGUUUGACCAACAACAACUUUGACCAAACGAGCUUCGACGGAAGUUUUACUUCCGGCGCCCUGCAGACGGGAGGCACUAGCAGUUCUAGUACUGCUGAUGGCACGAAUGACGACCAACCGGGGGAGUUCUGCGGCUGCAAAGAUUUGAGUGACAAAAUGAACAGCUCCCUCGACGACGACAACUUCGACGACGCAGAGGACACUGCCGCUUGUCAGUACCGGCCGAACAAGGAGGACGAGCAGAGCGUCAUCAAGGAGUUCCUCCAGACCGUGGAACCGGCGAGGAUCCUCGCGAAAUUGGAAAGACUUUUCUACAACAAAAAGGAAAAUCCGGAAGUUGUCGUGCGAAUCGAAUUGGAGGAGUUAUUCCGACCGGAAGCCGGAGAAUUUUUCCCGUCGAGGGUCUCGAAUUUGUACCGCGCAAGCACGGCGGCCGACGUCCCGCGGCUGUUGACCGAUUUCGAGUAUUCUGAGUAAAAACGUCCCCACCACGGAGUUGUCAGGCAAAUCCGCAUGCCAAAAAAGUUUCUCAUGCGGAGCUCCAUGGUCGUGUUUUGGAAUUUGUGAUGCUAGAAUCAGCAUGAUGUGCCAGAUCUGUGAUGCUGCUUAAGUACCUCAAAAAGCACUACACUACGAGUCCAAAUUUGUCGUGCAAAACAGCCAAAACUUGUAGAUUUGUCUAGCAGCUUUCCCAUCUUGGCUCCGGUGUGGGGACGUUUUUGCCCAGGAUUUCGAGGACGAUUUGUUCGACCCGGAAGAAAAGGACGAAGAGUUGAAAGAGGCAAACAAGCAAACAACGGAGUUGAAAGUGCAGCAAAUGUUGGACAAAGCGGAGCUAAACGGCCGCGGGUUCUUCGCCGUGCAAUCCGCCUGGAAGAGCUACCGCAUCCGCUUGCUGCAGCAGCAAUUUUUCAAGGCUCUUUUGACCGCGUUCACUUCCGUGCAGAUUGGGCAGGUGUUCAUCUUGUCGCGGUUUUUGGAAAAGGAUUUUUUCCAACGCGCGAUGGACAAAAUAACCGGUAAAUUCGACAAGCACAACGGCGCCUAUCGGAACAAGAAGAAGAGAGAUUUGUCAACUCGGAUCGAGCGAGCGCUGCAAUCCACCCACCUCUCUAUGAUCGACGACUCCGCGGUGACGGCAGCGACGGACAUGGGUAUGAUUUUGGACAGGAACAAAGAGGACAAAAAAGAAACUCUGUUGUCCAACUUCAAGCGGCGGGUCGGGAAGGCGGCGUUUUUGUCCACGAUCGUGUUUUCGGACGAAAUCUGGUACAAGUCCCUGGACGAAACCAGCAACCAGCAGUUCCGCGCGCAGUCCAUGCUGUACGCCGGGAAGAAGGACGAAAACAAGGAUUUGCAGGAGAAAUGGGUCUUGUCCAUGCUGCAGGCCUACGGGGACCACUUCGACCGCAUGCGGAUGACCCAGACGGAGGCCAAGUUCAUGCAGCUGACGCACAAUAAAAAUCUCGAGAAGUUGAACGAACGGUUCCUAAACGCGCCGGCAGGCUCUUUCCUGAAGAUGAAGGGAAGCAGCAACAGCAAAGAUCAGCAGGAACUGCAGCUGUUAUCUAAAACGUGCUCCGAGGAGAACCCCUGCACGAUCGUCCUGGACUCCGAUUUGAUCGCGACGCGGGACGGCGCGGGCGUGACGGUCCGGGAGCUAAACGAAUUCUGGAAGUACGACGUCUCCGUAUCGACCGAAACAACCACGGGGAAGGACUACCACGGUGAGUUUGCGAAAACCCUGGACCAGCUGCGGGCCAAGUACCGGCUGGAGGAGGCCUACGUCGAUGGCGUGGCUCUGCAGGAGAUGGACUCGAGGAACAGUGGUGCUGACCGUCGGGUCCCCGUCAUCGUGAAGGCGCGCAAGCAAAAAUCGUCGGAAGUGAAACUGGACGACCAGAAGCUGCUGAUCAGCCGAGACGCAUUGAUCAAACCGAAUUCUUUGGUUUUGCGGGCGCAGGACGGGAAAGUCGGAGUGGUGGAGAAAAUCGUGAAAUCUUCGUUCAUAUCAAAUGUAAACAUGUCUGGGUCUGGGAGGAUGGAACUUGUGAUGCGUCCCGUGGGUCACACAAAAUAAAUCUGUCUUGCGUGAUCGCCAAAAGUUCUCCUUUUUUGACUUCUAACAUGGAGGGGAGUUUCUCAUGCAAGAUCGGCAUGAUAGAGACUUCGCAGAAUCUGUCAUGCUAGGUCCUGCAUUUCAGACCUCAUAAGGCAUGGAAAAUAUGCAUGACAAGUCUGCAUUCUUCCAGACCCAGACACUUUUGCAUUUGAUUUCUCACAAAAGGCGGCGCGUUGAAAGACGCAAUGCCGGCUGGGUUGUUGAAGAACUUGAAGACUAGUUUGAACUCCCCCCGCGCCGAGAGCUUUCUCCAAGAGAUGUUUGAAAAGGAGAAACUCGAUUUGCCGACUUUAUACGAUGUGAGCUGGUACGACGACAGUAAUGGAACACCCGAGGUACAACAGAAGACGGUGCGAUUGCUGCGUCAGGAAAUCGUCCCAAUUGUCGACGUCGACCCGGCGAUGGCGUUUGCCUUUGACAAGAAACAAGCUGCAGGUAGUGGCCAACAGCAGCAGCAAAACGAACCGCAAAUUCCCGCUGCGCUGUUGCAGGAGUUCACCCUUGCGUCCGCUUUGACGAAGAGCAUAGAUGAGAUGGACACGAGCAGUGAUGCCGAUUCCGCCGAGCACAAGUUCUGCCAAGAUUUGAUUCAACCGCUAGAACUGCCACCCGGUUCGCGCCUGCCACUCGCCGCCAAAAGUUACUCCUCGCAGCGGUUCAUGCUGAAGCUGUUCAAACUCCGCUACGAGAACUCCAACGUCGCCGGCUACGAGCAUUUGCCGCAGCACAAGAAAGCUUUUAUCCACACCGCGCUGCACGAGUUGCGGCGGCAGACCUGCACGCAUUUCUACGCGACGCUGAGCCACGGGAUCGACGCCCAGGAUUUGCACCGCCAUUUGGUCAUCGGCGGCACGGGGAGCAAUAAUUAAGGGUGUAAAAAAUUCAGCUCUGAGAACAGCUUUGAAAAUUCGGCCUGUGGGUUUUUAUUUUAGUGGCAGGGACUUUCAGAGCCGGCGCCAACAUAUAGUGGCGCCGCUAGCUCACUUCGAGCCCGAUUUCGCGCGCGGAAGGUCGCAAAUCGUGCGAAAGCGACUUUUCGCGCUGCAAAGCGUCUAUUUCGCGUCGUUUGCGAUGUUCUGCUUAUGUUCUUGGUGCCGUUGCCAGGAUUCUGCGCGCAGUUCGUCAUGACAUGACGAACUGCACACAGCAUGAGUUGGUGAAUGGGUUCCCGAACACGUCAAAAAACUACACAAAGAACACCACACAAAACGAGUCAAAGAACACUAUAAAGAACACUAUAAAAAACAACAUAAAGAAAAGACAGCGUUAGGUGCGGAUAAGCACUUCCAAAGAUCACCACUUUUUUGCGUUCAAAAAGCCGCGUUUCUGCGAUCAAAAAAAAGGAGCGGGCUUUUCUUCCUUUCGGGAGCGGGAAAUGGAACUUUCCCGACUCUCAAGUCGGCAAAGUUCCAGUUCCCGCUGCUGUAGCCUUCCCUUCAUGAACUUUCCAGCUCAGAGUAACUGCAGCGCUCAAUUGCAGGACUCGGGCUUGAAUUUUCAAAGAGAGGACGCUCCAGGACAACACGAACUGGAGCGCUCAAGAAAUGAAAGCCAUCGGAACGGGAGCUGGAACUUUACCGACUUGAAAGUCGAGGAAGUUCCAGCUCUCGUAUUUGAGAGGAACAAAAAAGUGGGCGCCAACGUCGUGCGCCGUCGUCUCCGCGGAGACGCGGCAGCACUACCUUUGCGGACAACUUGCGCCUUCGUCUCAAGUUGUUCUUUUUGGCAAUUUCGAGGUGCAAAAAGUGGCGCUUCUUGAAGUGCUUAUCCGCACCUAACGCUGUCUUUUCGGCGUAGUGUUUUUUAUCGUGUUCGGGUGCACUUUUUGAUAGCAUUCGGCAUAGUGUUUUUUAUAGUGUUCGGCAUGGUGUUUUUUAUAGUGUUCGGCAUGGUGUUUUCUAUAGUGUUCUUUGUCGCAGUCCGACUGCGACAAAGAAGACUCUCAAAAACACCUAUACCGAAAAGACAGAGUCGCUCUCGCUUAUCCCCACCUAACGCUGUGAUUUCUUUAUAGGGUUUUCGGACCCGUUUUCUGACCCAUGUUGGUGACCCAGUCAAAACGAGUCAAAAAAGUCACUUUUUUGUUGUAAAAAGUGUGGUUUUUUUUCAUGUGCUUUUUGCUGUUUCCAAAAAGGGUAUUUCUUCGGUCUUCUUGAAGGGGCUUUUUUUUUUUGCUUCAAAAGCUUGCAGCCUCUGGGGCUCAGCAAGCAAGGCGUCCGCUUCCUUUGAAACGAAGUAGGCGCCUGGGUAGCGCAGAUAAAAACUCCACGCCUCGCGAUUCCAUGUUCCUCACGCAUUACAAAUUCCAUGAAGAAUGAAAUUUGUAAUGCGCAAGCCAAAAGCUGAGGGAUGGAGUUUCGUCGUGCGGAGCCUUCGCAUUUGCGAACUCUCCUCGUCAUGUACUCCAAAUUGCCCAAGCGUCACAAAUUCCAUGGGGAAUGGAAUCUGUGACGUGCAAGCCGAAAACUGGAAGAAUGGACGUCUGGAAUGCGGAACCUUCGCAACUUUUUCACAGAAAAAGUGGCAAAAGAUGCGGCUUCCGGCACAUCACAAAAAGCUUUGUUUUGCGGGGUCAAAAGGUAGGGCUGCUCCUGAGUUGCUUACCCGCACCUAACGCUGUCUUUUCGGCGUGUUGUUUUUUAUCAUGUUCGGGUGCACUUUUUUAUGGCAUUCGUCAUAAUGUUUUUUAUAGCAUUCGGCAUAGUGUUUUUUAUAGCAUUCGGACUUGGUCGCGCAAAACGGUCUCCGAUGGCCACUCUCGGCCAGAUAAAGCGUCAUCGUGCACAGAUGGCGCGUUAUUCUGCACAAAUGACCCAAAAGAGCACAGAUGGGACGCCGCCGCGCGCAAAUGGCCAAGAACUACGCAGAUACUUCGCCUGGUCGCACGAGUAAGCAUCUCGGCCGCCUUUCUGGAUAUUUUAAAACAGUAGGCGCCGCGGGGUCUGAUCAUCGUGAGCCAUGACAAGACCAAUGAGACUGCUUCAAGAGGCGCGCGUAGUGUGGUCGAAAGGUUUUGCGCUUUCGGAAGUGCAAAGCUGCCCUCGGACGGUCCCGGAAGCGUUCAAUUAAGAAAUUUGGGAGCUGUUUCGGGAGCUGAGUUUUUUGCACCUUUAAAAUAAUGAUAAGAAACAGCCGCAGCAAAGGACCACCUCCAUGUCGGAAAAGGAUGACGCGUUACUUAUCCUAUCUAAAAACGUCCCCACCCCAUAGUUGUAAUGCAAAUCUGCAUGCUGAAAAUGUUUCUCAUGCGAAGCCCCAAGAGAUGCACUUUCUAGUCGUGUUUCGUAAUUUCUGAUGCUCCAGUCAGCAUUAUAUAUUAGAUCUGUGAUGCUGCUGAACUAGCUAAACAGGAUUACACUACGAGGCCAAGCUUGUCAUGCGGAACAGCCAAAACUUGUAGAUUUGUCUAGCAGAUUUCUCAUCUUGGCUAUGGGGUGGAGACGUUUUUCCUCAUGAUAUUGCUGGAGAGACUGCAAGCGCUGGACUCCCCCGACAUGAACAUUGUGGAGAACGACCGGUUUUCCGGCCCGAGGAACGCAGAAACGGUGAUAGAACGCUCGCUGAACAGUCUGAGACACGCCCAGGCCCAGGACAUGUACGGCCGGCUGCAUGAGGUGGGGGCGUUGCUCCCACUGCGAGCGAAAUUCACCAUGGACUACCACUACAGUUCGUUCUGGGAGGACGCGGAGGACCGCAUUGAAGCGAUGCGGGACAAAGUGGAGGACGCGAUCACGACAGUGGAUUAUCCCCUAGAAAAGACCGGCAGGUCAUAUUUGUAAUGCAAAAAUAAAUAGACAAAAAAACUCGUAUUGCAUGCCCUAAACAGCAUGCUAUGGCCUCGCCCAUGACAGAUUUUCCUGUGUAUUUAUUUUUGCAUUACAAAUAUGACCUGCCUGCUUUUUUCUGUGGGAUAUGGAUCCAAGCUUGAAGCGGAAGUUCCCGAAGUGGGUAAAGUACAUCUUGAAAACGCUGUAUCCUAUGUAAAAACGUCCCCACCCCAUAGUUGUCAUGCAAAUGCGCAAUGACAGGAACAUUUGCGAUCCGAAGCUCCAUGUUGAGAGGCAUUUCCAAUCGUGUUUUGGAAUUUGUAAUGCUGUAAACAGGAUGAGAAAAUGGCUUUCUCAUGCGGCUUGCCUUGCUAACCAGCGCUAAACUGCAGAGGCAAACUUGUCAUGCGCAACUCCCUAAAAUGGGAGAGGUUUCCUAUCUUGACUAUGAAGUGGGGACGUAUUUACUCAGGAUACGCUGCUCCCGGUGGUAAAAGACGUGUGGGCCAGCGAUCAAACUGACAUGGACUUGGACAAAAUGAUCGAGCUAUCCUAUGGAAAAACAUCCCCACCCCAGAGUUGUCAUGCAGAUUUGCAAGCACAGGAGCAUUUGUAAUGCGCAUCCCCAUGAGAGGCAUUUCAUAUCGUGUUUCGGAACUUGUAAUGCUGCAAACAGGAUGAGUAGAUGGAUUUGUUAUGCGGCUUCGCUUGCUAAGCUGCACUACAGUACAGCAUGCAACUUGUCAUGCGUGACCCCCAAAACUUCAAGGUUUGUGUUGCAGAAUCCCGAUGAUCUUGACUCUGGGGUGGGGACGUUUUUGCACGGGAUACGGGCACGUGCUGCAGAAGGUGAAAGGGGACAUCGGGCAGCUGAAGCUGGAGCCGUAUUUGAAGAUUGACGACACAAAAUCCGUCCGCAACGCGAUGGAGGAAAAGGCGAAAGAGGCGGGUUUGGACCAGGAUGACGAGGGGAAGGAGCACAAGAAGACUUUGAUCAAAUUCUUGGAAAAGGAGAUGGGGCUGAAGCGCAUAUUCCACCUCAAAUCCCCCCGGUACAUCUUGCACGCAAUGCUGAUCGCGAUCUUCGGUGUGGUGCAGUUGGCGAUCAGUUUCAUCCCGUAUUUGGCGCCGAUAUCGGAGAUUUUGCGGGAAGAGGGAGUGAAUGACAUCGCGUUCGCGAUUGACGCCUUCAUGAAGGGGGAUUGUCCCCACAUCAAGCGAUGGUUCAAGAACACGAAGCUGCCGUCUGUUUGCCAAACCGUGUUCCAGCUGGGCUUGACUGGUAGGGUGCAGGACAGCGACAAUGGCGGCGGGUGGGGCGCGUUUAACGCCGACAAGCCCCUGGAGGGACUGCCGGGGAUGAACGGCUUCGCAGGCAUCGCUGGUGGCGGCGGCGCCGGCGCGGCGGGCGCCGGUGGUGCAGCAGCGGGUGGGGGCGC